This is a messenger RNA of Aspergillus heteromorphus CBS 117.55, 891 nucleotides long. RefSeq lists its product as uncharacterized. The record is from RefSeq and is a predicted model, not a curated record. Lineage: Eukaryota; Fungi; Ascomycota; Eurotiomycetes; Eurotiales; Aspergillaceae. The transcript is spliced from 2 exons. The coding region runs from base 1 to 522 and encodes 173 amino acids.
AUGGCCCCGUUAUCCGAGUCACAAACCACAACCGAUGGUGCUAUUACUCAGGCCCCGAGUCCAGACUCGGCAGUUACCACCGUGUCAAGUCUAAAGGACCCAUCCACCUUUCCAGGGCUAUGGUAUCGCAUCCAUGUCUUGAUCUUCGAUCUGAGAAAUUUCAACAACCCCUCCUCCAACAAACGCCUCGACAGAGUCAUCGACCCCUCAUUCAUCGGAGCACCAUACUUCGAUCCGAUGGAAGGUGAUCUGAUCAAGAACACCGUGAUCGACGGCAAACAGCUUACAGCCCUGAAACGCGUCGAAAGCGGCGAUUUUCGCGUUUGUGCUGCCCACGACCUCGCCCCGGUCAUCGGACGUGUGCUAGGGAUCGAUCUCAAGCAACUCGAAAAGGAUGAGAAACUCCCCGCCCUAGUCGAGGAAAGGGGGCUCAACUUACAAGGAGAAGACUGGACUGGGUUGGAGAAAAUGUCGUUUUCCUCUAAGAAGAAGAAUAAGAAGAAGAAGAAGAACAAGCGGUAAAUUGUCGUUAUGAACCUUGAUGUAUUUAGUCUUCGUUCGCCUUAUCGUAACUACCGACCCAAAGGAUCUUGACGCGGAGACACUGUCUCCAAUAGGGGACCUCCCUGAUGCCGAAAAGGUUGUUCUUGACCUAGGUCAAAGGAAGGUGGAAACUUUCUCCACGUCUUAUCUCCUUGGUAAGGGUUUGGCCUUUCAUCGAUUUCACGAGGGGGAAAGCAACCUCUGGCUAAUGAUUGAACCUAGUGUUUGAUUAACACUGAUUGUUCAUAGUUCUACGAUAACAAUACAUGUUUGGGAGAGAUAGACAUCCCAAGUUAUCUCCAGGGAGAUGCGAUGAAGACCAUAGUGAGCUGGUCGAAGGCUGGGAUU